ACGGCCUACCUGCUGAUGUUCAGCGACACAGGACACAACUGGAAACAGUAUCGACAGGAAGACAGUAUAGGGGCCUUUUCAGGUAACAGUAACGCAGACAGUGUGGUCCAGCACAAGCUCCAACAUCCAGUGAUCGCUCGCUACGUCCGCCUGAUACCCCUCGACUGGAAUCCCAACGGUCGGAUUGGACUCAGACUGGAGACCUACGGAUGUCUUUACAACUCUGACGUGGUGAGCUUCGAUGGCCGCAGCAGCCUGUUCUACAGGUUGAGUCCCAGGCCAAGGCCGAUGACCAGAGAGAGCAUCUCUCUGAAGUUUAAAACCCUGAGCAACUCUGGGACGUUGCUGCACGCAGAGGGACAGAGCGAUCACAGCCUCACUCUAGAGCUGGAGAAAGGGAAGCUUCUCCUGCUCCUCCGAAAAGGCAGGAGCUCUUCUCUUGACGGCCGGCAUCUCGUGUCUCUUGGCAGCCUGUUAGACGACCAACACUGGCACCACGUCGCAGUGGAGCAUCACGGCUCUCACCUCAACCUCACCGUGGACAAAAGCACACUGUGGGUGCAGAUCCCACCAAGAUUCACUCACUGGGAACAUGAUCAGAUGAGUGUAGGAGCAGACCGAGGCCCUGGUUCUCGGAGGUCUGGCGGGUCAAACAAGGACUUUCACGGCUGUAUAGAAAACCUUGUUUAUAACAGCCUGAACCUGGUGGACCUGGCUAAACAGAAAGAUCAGCGGGUUACUGUGAAGGGCAAUGUGACCUUUUCUUGCGCUGAGCCCGUUUUUGUUGCCAUGACGUUCACCAGCCCUCAGAGUUUCCUGUGGUUGCCAGGAGUGACAGAACUGACAUCGACGAGCAUGUCGGCGGGGCUUCAGUUUCGGACGUGGAACAAGGCAGGGCUGCUCCUGACCUUUGACCUACCAAAACAAGAGGGUGUGGUGUGGCUGUACCUGAGCAAAGCCAGGCUCCAUCUACAGGUGCAGAAGCAGGGCAGGGCGCCGCUGGAGCUCAGUGCAGGUUCAGCUCUGAAUGACUGCCAGUGGCACUCUGUGGAGCUGAUCUCCAGACGAGGACGUCUGACUGUUGCAGUGGACAGAGAUGAAGGCGCCACUGCUCACGCCAGUCCCUCGUUUGUUAUUACCACCGGAGGUCAACUUUUUUUUGCCGGUUGUCCUAAUGGGAGCCAUCAGGAGUGCAGGAACCCCUUCAAAGCUUUCCAAGGCUGCAUGCGUCAACUGACUGUGGACAACCAACCAGUCGACUUGAUCAUGGUGCAGCAGAGGCUGCUGGGAAACUAUAGUCACCUACAGAUCGAUAUGUGUGGCAUCAUUGACAGGUGUUCUGCCAGUCAUUGUGAACAUGGAGGCAGCUGCAGUCAGUCAUGGAGCACCUUUCACUGUAACUGUUCCAGCACCGGCUACAGUGGAGCCACCUGCCAUAGCUCCAUAUACGAGCAGUCCUGCGAGGCGUACAAACACAAAGGGAACACAUCGGGGUAUUAUUACAUUGAUGUGGAUGGCAGCGGACCCAUCAGACCACAGCUAAUAUACUGCAACAUGACAGAGGAGAUGACGUGGAUGGUGAUCCAGCACAAUAACACAGAACUAACUAGAGUCCGACCCUCGCUGGGCAAAAGCCAGCACUCGGCUCACUUUGAAUACACAUCUGAGGAGGCGCAGUUAGCGGCCAUCAUCAGCCAAUCAGAGCACUGCGAACAGGAACUUACCUACCAUUGCAGGAAGUCACGCCUCCUCAAAAUGCCAGACGGCUCUCCGCUGAGCUGGUGGACGGGGGGUCCAGGUGAAGGACAGAUGCAGACUUACUGGGGCGGGGCUCUUCCAGGCACCCAGCAGUGUGCCUGCGGCCUGCAGAAGAACUGUGUGGACCCCAAACACCACUGCAACUGUGAUGCAGACCGCACCGAAUGGGCUAAUGACUCAGGCCUACUGACCCAUAAGGAGACCCUCCCUGUCAGGUCUCUGGUGCUGGGCGAUGUCCACAGGCCAGGCUCAGAAAGCGCAUACAGGGUUGGACCUCUCCGUUGCCAUGGAGACAAAAAUGUCUGGAACGCUGCAUUUUUUGACAAAGAGACAUCAUACCUCCACUUUCCCACAUUCCACGGAGAGCUGAGCGCGGACAUCUCCUUCCUGUUUAAAACCACUUCAUCCUCCGGCGUCUUCCUGGAAAACUUGGGCAUCAAAGACUUUAUUCGGAUUGAACUCAGCUCCUCCACAGAGGUCCUCUUCUCCUUUGACGUGGGUAACGGGCCGCUGGCGGUUCACGUGGAGGCUGGCUUCCCGCUGAAUGACAACAAGUGGCAUCGCAUCCGCGCCGAGCGGAAUGUUAAAGAGGCGUCGCUUCGUCUCGACGAGCUCCCUGCCGCCACACAGGAGGCCCCCACUGAUGGGCACAUCCACCUGCAGCUGAACAGCCAGUUAUUUAUAGGGGGCACAGCAUCUAGACAGAAGGGCUUUCGGGGUUGUAUUCGUGCUCUGCAGCUGAAUGGCGUCACACUGGAUCUGGAGGAGAGGGCCAAGAUCACACCGGGAGUUCAGGCCGGAUGCCCGGGCCACUGCAGCAGCUACGGCUCCCUCUGCCAGAACCACGGUCGUUGUGUGGAAAGAGCCAACAGCUUUUCCUGCGACUGCAGCCCCUCUGCUUACACCGGAGUAUUCUGCGACAGAGAGGUUUCAGCCAGCUUCAAGCCGGGAACAUCCGUCAGCUACACCUUCAAGGAGCUGAUGCUAAACAAGAGCAACAACGCUCUGCCUUCUUUCAUCCACUCUGGCAUGAGCCUGAGAGCAGAAAACAUAUCCCUGAGCUUCAGGACCAGCCAGAGUCCAGCUCUGCUCCUCUACGUGGGCUCCUACUACAGAGAGUACCUAGCUCUGCUGCUUAACAAGCAUGACAAGCUGGAGGUGAGAUACAAACUGGACAGCAGCAAAGAUGCAGAGAUCCUGAGCAGCAAAGUGAGAAACCUCGCCAACGGCCAGCUACAUACUGUGACUAUCAGUAGACUGACAGAUUCUGUCUCUAUGCAGAUUGACCAGAACAUCAGAGAAGACUUCAACCUGACAUCCGAUGUGGAAUUCAAUGCCAUCAGGUCGCUGGUUCUUGGCAGAGUGAGUGACUCUGAUGAGGUGGAUCCAGAGAUAGCUCAGCUUGCCUCUCUAGGUUUCGCAGGUUGCCUUUCUGCCGUCCUCUUUAACUCCAUCACCCCUCUGAAAGCUGCUCUGCUCCACUCAGACACCAGCCCAGUUAUCAUCACCGGUCCACUGGUCCAGUCCGACUGUGGCUCCACUUCAGCUAAUCCCUAUGCAGCAGAAACCACAGACCACCUAUCAGGCCAGUCUGGAUCAGUGGGAACAGGUCAGCCUCUAGUCAAUGCCAUCAGGAGUGACUCAGCUCUAAUUGGAGGAGUGAUAGCCGUGGUGAUCUUUGUGACCGUGUCAGCAUUAGCCAUAAUGGGCCGCUUCCUCUACAGGAGGAAAGGGACGUGUCAGAGCCAGGAGGUAAAAACUGUAAAACCCGAGGAUGGACCAGAGUUGCCGUUCAGCAGCCAGACCAGCUCACACAAUGGUCCGAGCGACAGCCAGAAGGAAUAUUUCAUUUAA
Messenger RNA from Scomber scombrus (Atlantic mackerel), 3612 nucleotides. Its product is annotated as contactin-associated protein-like 4. Lineage: Eukaryota; Metazoa; Chordata; Actinopteri; Scombriformes; Scombridae. The record is from RefSeq and is a predicted model, not a curated record. Gene Ontology annotation, molecular function: calcium ion binding. Bases 16 to 3612 code for a protein of 1198 amino acids. The transcript is spliced from 22 exons.